Messenger RNA from Oppiella nova, 891 nucleotides. The record is from the annotation of a GenBank genome assembly. Lineage: Eukaryota; Metazoa; Arthropoda; Arachnida; Sarcoptiformes; Oppiidae.
AUGUGUGAAGCCAUAGACAUACGGAAACACGUAGGGGCUUUCGCUAUGGACGUGAUCUCCCGGUGCGCGUACGGCAUAGACGUGGAGUCCAUCAAAAACCCUAACCAUCCGCUGGUACUCAACGCCCGCAAGAUAUUGAGUGUCGACGCGAGCAUUGGUAUCGUCGUGUCGGCGCUGUUCCCGGCGUUGGGACGGCUAAUAGGCGCCGAACCCUUCGAUAUGAGCGCCUGUCGUUAUUUCGAUGACUUGACCAAAAAGAUCAUCGAUGAACGCAAACUACAUAAUAAUCAUAAAGCUAAUAGUAUUUCCAAACGUCGCACAGAUUUCAUACAAUUGAUGAUAGACUCGGAAAAGUCGGACAAAGACUUCGGAUACGACUCUAUCAGUGAUGGGGAACCGGACGACAAAAGCACUGAACAGACAUUUAAAAAGCCAUCAGGGACAUUGUCUAUUGAUGAAAUGGUAGCCCAGGGUAUCCUAUUUUUCGUCGCCGGCUACGAUACUACCAGUGCCGCCCUAACCCACGCCAUAUACUACUUAACCCAACACCCGGAGUGUCAACAGAAACUGUACGAUGAGUUGAAAACAUGCGAUGAGUUUACGUACGAAAAGUUGGUUCACUUGAAGUACUUGAAUGCAGUCAUCAAUGAGACCCUACGAUUCGCGCCGUCGUUUUUACGAUUAUUUCGGGUAUGUGUUGAGGACUACCCCCUCGGAAAUACAGGUAUUACAAUACCAGCUGGUACUUCUAUGACUGUUAGUACCUACACAUUGCACCGGGAUCCUAAAUAUUGGGACAACCCUAAUGACUUCUUACCUGAACGUUGGAUUCAACCUAAACACCAUCCCUACGCCUAUAUGCCAUUUGGUGGUGGACCUAGGUUAUGCAUU